AUGGAGAUUGUAACACAUUUGAUCAAUGACACCAUAGAGUUCUACAAAUGGACAUUGACCAUUGCAGACAAGCGUGUGGAGAAAUGGCCUUUGAUGGACAACCCCCUGCCCACACUGGCCAUCAGCACCUCCUACCUGCUGUUCCUGUGGCUUGGGCCCAAAUACAUGAAAAACAGGGAGCCUUUCCAGCUCCGCAAAACUCUAAUCAUCUACAACUUCAGUAUGGUCUUCCUCAACUUUUUCAUCUUCAAAGAGUUGUUUAUGGCAGCACGGGCUGCAGGAUACAGUUAUAUCUGUCAAUCAGUCAAUUACUCAGAUGAUCCCAAUGAAGUCAGGGUGGCAGCAGCCUUGUGGUGGUACUUUGUCUCCAAAGGUAUUGAAUACCUGGACACAGUGUUUUUCAUUCUGAGGAAAAAGUUCAACCAGGUGACCUUCUUGCAUGUGUACCACCACUGCACCAUGUUCACUCUGUGGUGGAUUGGCAUCAAAUGGGUGGCAGGAGGACAGUCAUUUUUUGGAGCUCACAUGAACGCAGCGAUCCAUGUUCUGAUGUACUUGUAUUAUGGACUGGCCUCUUGUGGACCUAAGAUUCAGAAGUAUCUUUGGUGGAAGAAGUACUUAACCAUCAUCCAAAUGAUUCAAUUUCACGUAACAAUUGGACACACUGCUCUGUCCCUCUAUGUUAACUGCGACUUCCCUCACUGGAUGCACUACUCCCUCAUCUGCUAUGCCAUCACCUUUAUUAUCCUGUUUGGUAACUUCUAUUACCAGACCUACCGUCGGCAGCAGCCAAAACGUGAAGCUGUCUCCUCCAAAUCCAACAAGUCCCUUUCCAAUGGGACUCUCAAUGGACUCAGCAAGGCCACAAAUGGAGCCACAGCAUCAGGAAACAAGGAGGAGAAGACCCAGGACAACACUGGAAGAAGAAAGAGGAAAGGAAGAGCUAAGAGAGAUUAAUUGAAUUAUUUGGGUUUUAUAGAAAUUAUGAGGACUAUUUCAAUUGUUUGAUGCCUAAUGGUUAUGUUUUCAAGCCACGAUCUUGAGUUGUUAAAAUCUGAGAAACCCCUAUUGAGAAUGAGAUAUAGAAGUUCACACUGGAUAGGUUGACAGUUAUCACAAUAGUUUUGGUGUCUUGUGGUGCCAAUGAAAAUUUUACAAACAAGUGAACAAAACAAUAGUAGAAGAUGGAGAUGGGGAGUAAAGAUGUAUUUUUGUCUCAUCAAAGCAAAGCUGAGUUUCCAUGCACGAGGUCAGAUCUGCAUUCAAACCUACAGUUGUUGCUUUCAAACGAUGCUGUAUUCACAGAUAAGAACACAUGCACAGACAAUAGACCAUUGAGUUUCUAGCAAUUUCUUUAAGAUUAGAGAUAAAUACCAUAUAACUGAUCAAAUGUACAGUAUCUUGUCAUAUAUACGAUAUAUUUCAACCAUGUCACAAGAUGUUGGUCAAGCUUAAAUCAAGUUUACAAUGUUUUUAAAAACUACCACUGCUAGAGCUAAGGAAAAGUUGUCUAUAAGAUUAUAGAGAAGAAAUGUAGGUGGAGCAUCAUUUUUAGAUCCAAUGUAUUUUAGACAUUUUCUAAGCAGACUGUCAAUGCAGGUUUUCUAUAUAGCCCUACAUGUAUGUCAAAGGUAUAUGUCACUGAAUCAUUGUAAACUCUCAA
Boleophthalmus pectinirostris (great blue-spotted mudskipper) is the source of this 1663-nucleotide messenger RNA. RefSeq names its product ELOVL fatty acid elongase 4a (gene elovl4a). Lineage: Eukaryota; Metazoa; Chordata; Actinopteri; Gobiiformes; Gobiidae. Gene Ontology annotation, molecular function: fatty acid elongase activity. Gene Ontology annotation, cellular component: endoplasmic reticulum; endoplasmic reticulum membrane. Bases 1 to 957 code for a protein of 318 amino acids. The transcript has 6 exons. Gene Ontology annotation, biological process: fatty acid elongation, saturated fatty acid; sphingolipid biosynthetic process; fatty acid elongation, monounsaturated fatty acid. The record is from RefSeq and is a predicted model, not a curated record.